This is a messenger RNA of Sipha flava (yellow sugarcane aphid), 1598 nucleotides long. RefSeq lists its product as uncharacterized. The record is from RefSeq and is a predicted model, not a curated record. The coding region runs from base 351 to 1598 and encodes 415 amino acids. NCBI's taxonomy places the organism in Eukaryota, Metazoa, Arthropoda, Insecta, Hemiptera, Aphididae. The transcript is spliced from 5 exons.
CGAACACGAAGAGGCAUGAUGACAUGGCGGACAGCGUUAACGAGUGGCUUUGACGCCGCGCGCAGUCGAUCGUAUCUGAUUAGCCGAGGUCGAUCCCGAGAAAUGGAUACACUGACACAUUACGUUUUCUACCACAGUUCAAAUGAAUGUUUCAUGUGAUACUACUUUGGUUGCCGAAAAACCCGCACGAGCCGCAGCGGUGUGUGUAGCUCUGGAUCGUGCGCGUCCGACAUUUUGUGUUUCGCCGUUGUCGCUGUUGCGUUUGCCGUUCUACAGAUCUGCUACCGUCACCAACCUUCGCCGCUGCACCGGACUGCGUUUACGUGUCGAAUUACCACGGGAUAUCGACCAUGGAAGAAACUAAAGAAACUAAUAAAUUUAUGUAUAUGAUGAAAAAAAUGUGCAUUUUUGACCCAAGAAACCCAAACAAGAAAAAAUGUCUUGAUUUACUGUACUGUCCAAUUACCCAAUCUUACUGUAUGGGAUUUGAUACGAUAAAAAUUUUUUACGAUGACGCUAACAAUCCAAGUUCUAUAUCUAAAUAUCUAGAUGCUUCAAUCCAUUUAAAAUAUAGAAUGAUUUACCAAGGCUUAUUGUUGGUACAACAUGAUAACACACCAGCUUUAAAUGAGUUUAAGAGAAUUCUUCAGGUUUUAUUUGACGAAACAAUAGUAAAUCGCACUUCCGUUAAGGAUACAAUGAAAAUCUGUACUUUGAUCGAAUCAAUACCUUCACUGCAAACGAUUCACCAGUCUUUGGAUCAACUCAUUCUAAAGAUUAAACAACUACAGCACGAUGAAGAGGAAGAUGAUUCAACUCAACCUGACUCAUUGGUCAUGGCAGGUGCUCCACCUAUACCUGAAAUGAAAGUUUUGAGAGAUUUAUAUGAAAUAUUUUCAAAUCCUCAUAAUGAUUUAGAUUGGGAGUCUUAUGCUAAUGACCAUCUUGAAGAAGUUGAAACUGCACAUAGUAAUUCUAUGUUGGUUAACCCGACAAUUGUUACUCAAAAUAUUGACGGAAUAUUUGCCAAAUGGCUUAAAACCAUCAAUCUCCAUAAAUAUCAAUGGUUUUUCAAUGGCCUCAGUUAUCUUGAAAUAAUGCUCAUUGAUGAGAAAAAUAUUAAAGAUGCCAUAGCUAAGGUGAACAAAAAAUCUAAUACUACAUAUGCCAUUCCAAAACAUAUUCAAAAGGAUAUUUGCAUUAAGACCAAAGCUUUAAAAAAUCGACCAAUCAAGAUCAGAAACGCAAUACUGGUUUUAAACUCUGACAUGGAAGUAUCACAAUUGUUUAAUAUUAUAACAUACAUGCAAGAUAUACUUCAAUAUCCUAUACCCAAUAGAAACUGUAUGACUGGCGAAGUUCUACUAAAUGAAAUAGUCAUUUUUAUGGAAUAUUUUAUAUUGGAAAUUAACACUCAAUUGUUUGCAAUCAAAUUCAUCAACCCUGAAAGUGUACUUGUAACCAUAAUCAAAAAGUACUUUGAAUGCAUAUUUCUCAUUCUUGAAAAUCAAGUAUUCAUGGGAAAACAUAUUAAAAAAGUUAAAUUUUUGAAAAAAAUGUUGAUAGAUAUAGUCCAGAGUAUGCCCUAUAAAAAAUAA